UAGGGCUCGGAAAUGCUUAUUCUACCACUAAUAAUCAUGGGUAUAAUAUCGAUGAUUGGUGGUAUAUUAGGCCUACGGCUGCCAGAAACAUUACAUUACAGAUUACCACAAACAGUCGAAGAAGGUGAAGAAUUUGGAAAAGAUUUUGGAAUGAAAGAUUGUUUGCGAUGUAUACCAAUAAAACCAGUACCUUCGGUUAUUAACUCUUAUGAAAACUUAGAGCUUGCGCAAGCUCCAAGUACCCUAGCCUCUGAAAAAACACCUCUUGAAUCAACUCUACAACCCAGAAGAUCUAUGAAAAAGCUGUUGCGGCAACAAAGCGUUAUGGAUACACAGAAGACAGCGGAUGGAACGAUGCAGAUGACAUAUUGGUUUUAG
Messenger RNA from Diabrotica balteata, 378 nucleotides. NCBI's taxonomy places the organism in Eukaryota, Metazoa, Arthropoda, Insecta, Coleoptera, Chrysomelidae. The record is from the annotation of a GenBank genome assembly.